Pseudophryne corroboree (corroboree frog) is the source of this 10056-nucleotide messenger RNA. RefSeq names its product nuclear receptor ROR-alpha. The record is from RefSeq and is a predicted model, not a curated record. Gene Ontology annotation, molecular function: RNA polymerase II cis-regulatory region sequence-specific DNA binding; nuclear receptor activity; oxysterol binding. The transcript has 11 exons. Gene Ontology annotation, cellular component: nucleus. Gene Ontology annotation, biological process: regulation of transcription by RNA polymerase II; negative regulation of inflammatory response. Lineage: Eukaryota; Metazoa; Chordata; Amphibia; Anura; Myobatrachidae. Bases 18 to 1661 code for a protein of 547 amino acids.
AGAGACAGAGGGAGUCUAUGAGCCUCCUCCCAGCAAUAUCUAACAUUGGGGGGAUCCUAAUCCUCAAGACCCUACUACAUCUUUCUUUUGGGGGAAUAAUGGAUCCUUGUUCUCCUGCAAGCCCUGAUCCGGCUGUGGAAACAGAAAUCAGCAAGCAGGCUCCCCAGCCCAGGGACCCCCAGGAACCUGCAAGAAGAGGGGAUCACCCAGCAGCUGCAGGAAAGCACAACUACCCUAUAACCACCACCAACAGAGGUCUGUCCAUAACCAAGAAGACCCACACAUCUCAAAUUGAAAUUAUUCCGUGCAAAAUCUGUGGGGACAAAUCAUCAGGGAUCCAUUACGGGGUCAUCACCUGCGAGGGUUGUAAGGGUUUCUUCAGACGGAGCCAACAAAGUAAUGCUACAUACUCGUGUCCACGACAAAAGAAUUGUUUGAUCGAUAGGACAAGUAGGAAUCGCUGUCAGCACUGCCGGCUGCAGAAAUGCCUUGCUGUGGGAAUGUCACGGGACGCUGUAAAAUUUGGCCGCAUGUCCAAGAAGCAGAGGGAUAGCCUGUAUGCUGAGGUGCAGAAACAUCGCAUGCAGCAGCAGCGGGACCACCAACAACAGCCUGGGGAGGCAGAGCCACUAACACCUGCAGGGUACAGCCUGACACCCAAUGGGAUGACAGAGUUGCAGGAUGAUAUGGGAUACAUGGAAGGGCACACGCCAGAUGAGGGCAAGACUCAAGAGUCGGCAGUGAGCAGCUUCUACCUAGAUAUACAGCCCUCCCCAGACCAGUCUGGCUUGGAUGUUAAUGGCAUCAAACCAGAGCCUCUGUGUGACUACACCCCGGCCUCGUCCUUCUUCCCAUACUGCUCAUUCACUAAUGGAGAGACUUCCCCAACUGUUUCUAUGGCAGAACUUGAACACCUCGCCCAAAACAUCUCUAAGUCCCACAUGGAAACCUGUCAGUAUUUACGUGAGGAGCUCCAGCAGAUAACAUGGCAGACCUUUCUCCAAGACGAGAUCGAAAGCUAUCAGAGCAAGCAGCGGGAGGUGAUGUGGCAACUUUGUGCAGUAAAGAUCACAGAGGCCAUACAAUAUGUGGUGGAAUUUGCCAAACGCAUUGAUGGAUUCAUGGAGCUGUGUCAGAAUGACCAGAUAGUGCUGCUGAAAGCAGGCUCCUUAGAAGUUGUUUUCAUCAGAAUGUGUCGUGCCUUUGAUUCACAGAACAACACCGUGUAUUUUGAUGGCAAAUAUGCAGGCAUGGAGGUCUUCAAAGCUCUAGGUUGUGAAGACUUCAUGAGCUUUGUGUUUGAGUUUGAGAAGAGUUUAUGUUCUCUGCACUUGACGGAAGAUGAGAUUGCUCUAUUCUCAGCCUUUGUGCUCAUGUCAGGAGAUCGGUCAUGGUUACAGGAGAAGAUAAAGAUUGAGAAACUCCAGCAGAAAAUCCAACUCGCACUGCAGCAUGUUCUCCAGAAGAACCAUCGUGAGGAUGGGAUCCUAACAAAGUUAAUAUGCAAAGUCUCCACCUUGCGUGCAUUGUGUGGGCGUCAUGCUGAGAAACUUAUGGCAUUUAAAGCAAUAUAUCCAGACAUUGUGAGACAUCACUUCCCUCCCCUCUACAAAGAACUCUUUACCUCUGAAUACGAGCCAGCCAUGCAACUGGAGGGAUAGAACAGCCUGAUGUUGACAUCUGGAAUACACAACACCGUCAUGAAAAUCUAGCUGUACACACCCAUGUGUAUGUGUACAUGGGAAAGAGGAACCAAGACACUUUACGCAAACCUGGGAGCUGGAGGAGAGUUAGAGGGGUGACAUGCACAGACAUUUGUCCUUGAUCUCUCACCCACCCAGGGUUAUUGUUUACAAGAGGUAAAGGAGAGAGUUUAAGGACCAAUCACAGGGCAGGCUGGUAAGAGAACCACACCUGCAUUUUUAACCAUGAGACUUCUGAGGUCUCUAGCAAUACAAGCAAAAUAAUAUUUAUAUAUAAAUAUAUGUAUUACAGGGUACGUGGGCAUGAACAUUUAUAUGGCUAAAGAGAUAUUGUUUAAAGUGUAGGGGCCGGAUGUAGCUUAUUCGGUCUGUUUUAAUAUGGCACUUUUUUGUUUUGCACCUUUUUAUUAAUUCCUACUGCUCUAUUUUCCCUUUGUUUAGUGAAAUGUGUGUUUAUUUGUUUGUUUAGUUUUUUUUGUACUUUUGGUGUGCACAUCAGGAAUUUGGUUAGUGAACAAAGCAAUAGAUUUUUGAGAGGGUGUUUGGGCGGUCACUGCUGCUGUUUUUUGAGUGAUUGGGUUGGCUGGUCCAGUUAAGCUGUUUACGAUUCCCAUAAGGUAUGGUACUGACUGGGUUUAAAUUGGUCAUAGCCAUGGGAAGUGUGAUCAGCCAGGUGUUUGGAUGAAUGAAGAUGUGUGCCACACUGCAGUGGGAUGGACAAAACACAUUUGCUAUUGCUUCAUUCUGUUCCAUUGUGUCAUCUAACAUGGUAAAGCCAGUCCCUUUUUGGAGUACCGCCCACUAUAUUUGUGAAUUAGGUCAACGUUUGUCACAAAUACUUUGUUUUUCAUACAAAACCUGUGCAAUACUUACUGCCUAAAAUCCACUAUCUGCAAUUAGGCUAAUAAAAAAUGUCAUUAAGCGCAUACAACAUCAGGAAGGAGGCGGUCUGAAUACUGACACCGGCAUACCGACAGGGGUGCUGGUGCAAAGUAACCCUAAUCCUAACCCUCCCUCCCUCCCUGCAGCCUAACCCUAAACCCCCUACAUUACAGCCUAACACUAACCCUCCCUCCCUGCAGCCUAACCCAAAUCCCCCCCUUCCCCCUUGCAGCCUAACCCUCCCUCUUUGCAGCCUAACCGUAAUCCUCCCACCACCCCCUGCAGCCUAACCCUUCCGGCAUACUUAUGUCUGGGAUUUUGGCUGUCAGGAUUCCAGGGAUGGCAUUCUGCCAGCUGUUGGGAUUCUGGCUCUGGUAUUCUGACCACCAGGAUCCCGUACGCCGGGAUGUCCGUAAUAGCUUAACAAAGAUCUAUACAAUGCAAUAUAUGGUGGUUCACAUAGAGAUAUAAAUGGUAAAUAGUGCUUACAAUCUAAAACUUUUGAGGAAGCCAUUUUUUCCAGUAUUCAGAAUACUCAGUCUAACUGUGCAAUUGUUUACCCAAGCAUCAUUAUUCCAGCAUUGGUUGAGUCAGUAUCAGCAACACUCAGCACUUACUAUAUAACUGGAUCCCAGGCAUAGAGAUAUAACACGCUGUGCAGCUGGUUCAGCCAGAGCCACGUUACAUCUCUGUCACUAGAGAUUCUGGACAAACAGGAUGGCGGUAACAAGCCAUGGUCGAAAUAACCCCUAGUCUUCAUGCGCAUGACUGACCAAAGCGGGAAAAUUACUUUAUUUCAACUAAAGGCAAAGACUUUCUUCUAAAACAUAUACAGUAUAUAUUGUAUGUCCAUGUACACAGAAUUCAGACAUGCUUUAUACUAUUUUUAGUAUUACGGACUUGUCAUUUGCCAGGUUGCUAGCGGGAUUCUUCCUUCUCUCUCCCAUCUUUUAUCCUGUCUCUCUCUUCCCUUGUCACAGGUCCUCUCUCUCUCUGCCUCUCCCCUCUUUCUCUGCCUCACCUCUAUAUCAUCUCUCUCUCCUUUGCCACCCUUGCCUCUUUUAUGAGCCUGAGGCUCCAGGCUUCCAUUCUGAGACUCUUGUCAGGAUGUCGGCCUUCUAAUGCUUUGAGCAAUGAAGGAAGGAAGCUAACAACAUUGUUCGGCAAUAGCAGUGGCAUUUGGAGCCGUGAGCAGGGGGAGAACGCCACUAUCCGGCUCCACUGCCUAGAUCAAUGGGCUGUCAGAAUUAUAUUAUACUUCUUUUUCUCAACUGUGUGGCCAAUGGUUAUCAUUCUUGUCGGAUCUAACAUUGUGAGCAUAUGGUGAUAGUUCUAGUGCUGGCUAAUAGAAGCUACCACCAUAUUAACCUGCUUGCCUCAUUCCAGUUUCUCAUAUGGAUUAUAAUGCCUACACAAUCUUUAUUUGUUCUGUGUUCACAUCUUCUUUUAUUGUUCAAAGAGCUUGUCAUAUUUUCAUUGUAGAAAAGAGCACUGUACUUUAGAAAUGAGAAACAUGGCUCGGUCCCUGAAUUUUAUGCAGUCUCUAUGCUCAGUAGAAUAAUGGAAGACAACAAUAAUAACAGUGCAUGAUGUUUAAAAGCAAUAAUCCUCCAUCUUGUGUGAAAUUACCUUUUGGGCAUAGAACAGACUGGACCUUAAUCAUUAUCCCCUUUGUGUAUCAAGGCAUAUACAACCUCUCUGGCCUCAGGACAUGCCUCUACAGACUAGGUCAAAGUGUAAAUGGCAAGCCCGACCUCCUUACAUUUUACAACCAAUAUAUAAAUCACUAGACUUGAGACCUCCCGUUGGAUAACCAACUGGACACAUUUACAUUAUACAGGUUUUAGUUGAUUGCAGCCCAUUGGUGGUGUAUCAAUAAAACAUGCCAGGUAUGUGGUGCAAACGUGGACCUCCAUCAUACUGCUCACCCUGAACCCAUUAUAUGGCACCAUUUUUCCAGUGAUUUCUUCAGAAAUAUGAUGUUUAAAGAAAUGACCCAAAAUAUUCUGCAUGCAAAAUAUUCAGCUGGCAGCUAUUGCUGGAAAUAUGGUUUGUGCCCAGAUGGCACAAAGUAUGAGUAUUCAGUGCAUGUAUCUGCCCAUGAAGAGUGCCCCUCGGAAAUUGCUCCGAUGUUCAGAUGCCACAGUUUUAGACAGUUGUACCUGCGUUUAAUUAGGGGGAGACCAUGUGUAAUCUAUAUGUGCUAGUAAUUAAGGAGAUGGGUUGGUAACUCUGCUUCUGAGUUAGUGUAAAGUCAAGCAGCAUUCUAUAUCCCAAGUACUGACUUAAUUUACUCCCACAACUGCACUUUUAUCUCCUGCUUUCUUCUUUGCUUGCCUUCUGCAUAGAUGCUGGAUACCAGGGAAUAACAAUGUUAGUCAUUUUGCAUAAUUUCCUUUAUUUGCAAACAAUUAAACCCGCUGUCUGGCCCAAUUUAGAUGACUGAAUUAGAGAUUUAUUUUCUUUGAAUAUAAUUCCACUUCACACAAGAAGACACAAAAUAAAAAAGGAGAUAUAUAAAAGGAAAAUACAUGCUAACUUUAAAUACACUUUGUGGCAGAAAAUAUGCACUAUAUUUACCUGAGAAAAUAAAUGGGUAUUCUGUACUGAUUCCAGUAGAGGGAGCAGCCGCUAACUCAGGGGUGGGCAAUUAUUUCAGAUGGGGGUCCACCAAACACUUUCCAGUGAAUAUUGGAGGGCUGCACCCCCCCCCCCCCCCCCCCAUUAUGGAACAGAUGUACUAAGACUUUCGCAUAUUUAUAAUGGGGACAGGCAAAAAUAAAUAUAAAUGUAUAAAAACCACUAUAAGCCAGUAAUUAAAAAAACAAAAAAAACAAAACCGUGCUGAAAACAAAGAAACAGCAUCCAGUAUUAUACUGUUAUCAAUAACAGUAUCAGCUCCUCUCUCUGCCUGGACAGUUCCCAUGCUCCCUGGGCAAAGUUACCAGCCCCCCCCCCCCCCCCUCCUCCCCUUCCUUCUCCCACCCAUGCUCCCUGGGCAAAGUUGCAAGCCCACCCCCUCCCACCCAUGCUCCCUGGGCAAAGUUACUAGCCCCCCCCCCUUCCUCCCAUGCUCCCUGGGCAAAGUUAUUAAUAGAACUAGUGCCACCUGUUCCGCUGUGUAUUCAAACUUUCCCUCCUUCUUGCUGUGUGCUGUGCUGCCCGCAUCCACGAUCUGGUCCGCCCCCAACACUGCCCACUGCACCACCCUCCUGUUGUAAUACUGGCAGGCUGACGUGACGCAUCACGUGAGACCCGCGACCAGGAUUUCCUCAGCGGCUUCGGCAGCUUCAGAGGUACUGUACUGUACUGGGCAGGAUCAGUUUGCGGGACGUAUUUUGCCCACCCCUACGCUAAUUAGCAAUAGAUCAGAGGUGCAGAGUCUGUAGGCUGGGAUUCCAGCCACAAUCCUUUUUUGAGGUUCCCGUAAGGACAGAUAUGCAAUGCAUUUUAUUGGGCCUAGCUAUCUCCUCUGGGGUCUUACUACCAUUAGGCCCCCAGAUUAUAAAAGGCUGAGCUCCUUUGUAUUAGAUAACCUGUGACUCUCCAUCUCUUAAACUACAAAUCCCAUUAUGGCCUGGCUGUCAGGGACUUGUAUUGCCACAAAACCUGGAGAGCCACGGUUGGAUACCUCUGCCUUGGACAAUGUUGCUAGCAACUUGAUGGUAUAUUAAUUUUAUGUCAUUCAGAUCCCUCUGUAAAAGUGUUUGUUUUGCAUCCUCAUUUUAUUUGGUGACACAAUGGCACUGAACGUACUCAUGUCUUCUGUGUUAAUUGUCCAGUCCCAAUAAGCUAUGUCCAGUUCAGUUUUGCAGGUGUGUGUCUGUCUGUGUGUAUGUUUUGGCUGCUUUAAGUGUUAAGAUGUGUAUAAUUAAAGUGGGAGUGGGAUACAAUGACAAUAUUUAAUACAAAGUCUGGACCACUUUAGAAAGCAUAAUAAUUGAAAAAGUCUAUUUUUUUAACCCUUGUAUAAAUAUUUAAAGGCACUUGAACUAUUCCUGCAAUAAAAAUGUGAUUUGUUUAGCGGUCAUAAUGAUAAACAGAUUUUUUUGUAAUGUGAAAAAAGUUACAAACUAAAUGAUUAUUGUAAAAAUUUUAUAAGGAAGAAAAACAAACAUUCAAAGGUAAAAUUUGUAUUUUCAAGAAAUGUCUCUGGAUAAAAAAAAAAAAAAAAAAAAGCAAAAAAGUUACAAAAAAAGUGUUUCAUUUUCUUAACUGUGCCAUAGCCAAAAUGUCACCUAGUUGUAUGCAGACAUUGUUAUAAUGGCGUUAAUAUUUUGGGUUGAUAUGCUGUAAUGGGUAUGCUGCAAUUAAUAAAAGGACUGAGUGUAAACAAAUUUAACUACAUCAGUUAUAAAGGUCUGGAAACGGUUAUCCAAAAUGCUUGGGACUUGGGGUUUUCUGGAUAAAGGGGUUUUCCAUUAUGGGAACUAAAAUGCUUAAAACAUCCUAACUUUUAGCAGAGCUCCUCGCAGUGACUUCAGGAGGCACUUGCUGAUUUUGCCUGCAUGUAGGACAUUAACGCCAAACCGCAGCACUUUACUGGAUAAAAGACCCCAGACCUACCUAUGUGUAAGCAGACAGACCAAACUUUAUGAAGAAUCUGAAAUCCCUCUGUAAAUAAAGUUUUCAACACUCCCAAACAAUAAUUUUGGGGAAGAGGGGUGGUGGCUAACAUGAACGUUCUCCCAUACUGACAUCCGAGAUAGGGUGGGCUGACCCCAUAGUGUUGGCCAAAGGUAGGAAUUUAAUGUGCGGGAAAUAUAAUUUUUAUUUUAAGCAGUUCUGAGUGGAGUUUGUAUUUUAACAUGAGUCCUAUCCACUCAGGUUUUUAUAAAUUGGUCACACUCAUCCUUUAUAUAUAUUGCUGCAUGUUCAUUGUGCAUUACCUGUUAUCUUAUGAUUUGUAUUUGCUUUAGAACAUUCCAUAGAUCUUUCUGUAAUUGUUUAUGAAUGACCAGUUUGUUUGCACUUUCCCCCCAUUCCUUCUAAUGUGCAAUAUGUAUAUAGAAAAUGUAAAAUAUAUAAAUACACCUUGCUCCCUCAGGGAAUUACUUAUCCAUCUCAUUAGGCUGUCAGAAACGGGCAGUUAUAUAUUCCUGCAAUUAAACUUCUUUGCAAAGGGAAAUAUGUUCAUUAUCCCCAAUGCACCCCUGAAAGCUCCACUCAGAGUAGUAUGUUUUGCCAGUGCUUACAGACUCGUAUCUUUUUCUUUUUUUGAAGGCCAAUUUUCAUAUUACCAAAACUAAUUACCCCACUAUAUAAAGUAGAAGUGGAAUUUGGAAGAGAAGUUGAGGCCAUCCUUGUGCUUGUACAGUGUAUUCCUGAUUGCAGUCUACCAGUCCUUUGUAAUGACCCUUGCUUGUAAUACUGGAUAGGAUGGCUACCUCUGUAAUGACUACUAUUCUUUACAUCAUUUUGGUGCCAGAGGGGAUUUCUCUGCCAUGCUUCUUAUUGUACAUAUAUAUAUAUAUAUAUAUUGAGGUGGAAGUUAUUUGCAUUGAUUUAGCUACACUAUAAUAAAAUAAAGGUACUAGAAUUUGUAAACCUAAGAGAACAUUCUCCUCUGUUGUAUGGCAUCAAUACAAUUAGCAAGUGUCCCUUCUGAUACAAACUGGUUAUCCUCAUUGCAAUUCAUCCAUCUGUCCUUUACAAAUCUGUAUAUUAACAGCUUCCGUAGUCCGGAUGAUCUCACAAUGUUUGAUACUAUUAUGUGUACUUGCUACGUAGCUGAUAAUCCAGUAACCUAUUCAUGAGUUAUUAGAAACUCAGAGGGGCGCCUUGCAGUUGCCUGUAUUGGGCUUACCCUGUCCCUGCAUCCUUACCUCAAAUACAGAUUUAAUUCUUGCAAGCUCCUGAAACUAUAUAAAUAUUUGAAUAAUAUUUAUUGGUUUGUACAUGUACUUCUGCAACAUUUUAUAAAUAUCUUAAUUGUUCUAGCUCCCUCUUUAUUUUUUUCACAGUCUUUUAUAACAGUCAGACAUACAGUAGUUAUCUAUUAUCAUAGCCCUUGAUUAUGUCAAGGUUCUGCUCUGCAUCAGAUGCAUUUACAUCCAAAACCCAAUCUGUGUUUAGCCAACGGCUAAAUUCUAUUAUGCUGGCAGUAUUUCUUGAAAACAUCCAAAAUGUAAGUAGGAGACUCAGAAUGAAAUGGAACACACUUGCAGGUGGUUCUGGAGCUCUGGGUAACAUUCACUACGAUUCACUACGAGGUGAAUGCAGUAGGAAUAGAUCUAAAAAUAUCAAUGUAUUAAUUGCUAGAAGGACACAGCACUGUCAGUACCAUUGUACUGAAUGUAAAUGCUGGAGAGACUUUGGAUGCAGCAGGCUAGAUAUUUGGGGCUGUUUUGCUUUACCAUUGGAGAUUUGCUACUGCUGUGUUUAUCUCCUCGGUACCCUGACAUAUGUUGGAAUUUCCAAUAUCAUUUUAGUCUCACAGCAUAAAACUUAUAAUAUACUAACUUUGAACACAAGCAAGGGUAUGGUAGUAGGUACAUCUCAUAUAUAGUUUGGAGCUUAUUAGAACUUAAUCUGUUCUAUAUGAAUCCUUGAUUUUGAGAGAUGCAGGUUUCCUAUGCAAAUGAGUCCUAUCUAAUGCUAUAUAAUAAUGUUACCGUAUGCCUUUAAGAACAUAAAUGGCAGAUAUCGUGAAAGCAAUGGUGGGCAUCUGGUGGUAUUGGGGUUGCCUGUGCUCCUCUUGACCAGUGCAAAUGCCUCUUUUUGAUACGACUAGCAAUUUUGAGAUCACAGAAUGCACCGUGCAUUUACAUACUUUAUGAAGCAGAUUAUGAGUGAUUGUACUGUAUAGUAUUUCUCACCAGCUUCACAACCUGAUAUAAGUUAACAUACAGCUUGGUCCAAAUGAAACCUUAACGCUGCUUCUCUAACAGUCUGACCUCGCAAUUUAAUCUGAUGUUUCUGUGAAAAGUUAUAGUCUUUGUGAGGCCCCCGAAAUAUGGGGUUGUCCUCUGAGAAAAAUAAACUUUUUCAGCUGCAUAACAAGUAUAGUAAGUACAAUGUCAAACAUCUGAGGUUCUAUCAUGGCAUUUAAACAAAGGAGGAGGAAUGAGUGCUCACAUAGAUCACCUGAAUUCUGGACAGAGUCUAGAACUAUACUCCCAAAUUUUUUUUUAUUUCUGGAUUUUGCAGUUAUGAGGCACAGACAGGAGACCACUAGGUAUUAGGAAUAUCCAGUAUUUCAAUAAAUGCCCCUGAUUCUGAAUUUCCCCCUUCUGACUGGAAUGUAGCACCCUCUCAUGAAGCCACUGAAAUGUACUGACAAUUAGCAGUGUUAAUGUUUUAACUAGUUAUGUUUUAUUGUUAAACCUUUUUUUUGUUCUUUGUUUUUGCCAGUUUUAUUUCCGCAUUUAAAAUCUAUUUCUGUCUGAAAAUAUAUCUAUAUAAAUAUGGAGAAAUAAAUCCACUCUGAGAGGUUAUUCAGCCAUAAAGAACUGAAUGUCGAAGCAAUAAA